AUGGUGCAGUCGACAGAGGCGCGCGCCCGGCCCUUCGCGCUGCCGGCCUCCUUCUGCUGGCCCCCCGCGCGGGCGGAUACGGCGCGAAGAGAUAGCAAGCGAGCAAGCAGUAGCCCAGGCGUCAAAGAGAGCGUCAAGGAGAGAUUCGACGCCACCUGGCCGGUGGCUCGCUCGGAUCUCUGCAGUUGGCGCCCCUGCGUAGAAGAGCGGUUCUUCGCCCCAGAGGAUAGCUUCAAGGUCUUCAACUACACGAUGGCAAGUGAGCCGGAAGUGCCCGUCCCUGCCACAGAGCCAGGCACUCGAUUCCGCGGCCGAGAUGUGCGGGUGAGCCCCUGGACGAUCCUCUCGCGGCGUCCGCAGGACAGCAUUGGUGCGUUGAAGGGCCAGCGUAUGAGCUACCAGCAGCGGGUGGAGGUGCCAGAGAAGAGCCGCAGCUUCGAGGUCAGAAUGCCUCAGGUGCGCGCGGAGUCGCCGGCCUCCGAGCCGCCGGGCCCCGAAAGGGAUGGAUGGGCGGGCUGA
Molecule: messenger RNA, 519 nt
Organism: Effrenium voratum
Lineage: Eukaryota; Dinophyceae; Suessiales; Symbiodiniaceae
Source: the annotation of a GenBank genome assembly